This is a messenger RNA of Mercenaria mercenaria, 3389 nucleotides long. Its product is annotated as heme peroxidase 2-like. The record is from RefSeq and is a predicted model, not a curated record. Gene Ontology annotation, molecular function: heme binding; peroxidase activity. Gene Ontology annotation, biological process: response to oxidative stress. The coding region runs from base 217 to 2463 and encodes 748 amino acids. The transcript is spliced from 14 exons. Lineage: Eukaryota; Metazoa; Mollusca; Bivalvia; Venerida; Veneridae.
ACUUUACACCCGGUCUGUUGCACAAUGGUCAGUUGUUAUGUUUAUGUUUCGGACAGCCAUCUGACCGUGAAGUUACAUAGUACUUUAGACUAUAAAUAAGGCAGCUAUAGCCGUGUUCGAACCAGUUUCAGCUACUGUUGUGGAAAGGAAGGCGUGACACGUGCUUAAAUUUGCGGAUAAAAUUUUAGCUGAACGAAAGUUCUGUCUACUACAGAGAUGCUGGGUUCGAGUCUUGGACUACUGCUGUUGGUAGUAGGGGCUCAUUGUGUGCCGACAGCUCACCAGGUCAGGUCUGCGAUAGAGAGAGCAAAGGAAAUUGAUGCUCUGAAAACUGAGCUCGAUCGUCUAGAUGAGAGGGCUGCUGGGGCCCCGAGGACAUCUAGAUGUCCCAUGAUGGCCAAUUUUCACGGACGUCGUACGAGUACAGACAAGGAACAAGACAGGAAUGCAAACAUCAUGCUAAAUGCUGCACGACUUUUACUCAAGGAAGGCUUCACCCACGAAGAUUUGCAGAGCGAGCAUGUCAGGGCCGAGUUUUCCCGACAAACUGAAGGUAUCUGUCCACUGCCGGCCUUUACAGCUUGCGACAGCAACGAGAAAUACCGACGUGUCGACGGAAGUUGUAACAACUUGCAGCAGCCCAGUUGGGGCAUGGCAGGCGUUCCACAGAGAAGAGUGCUGGAGCCUGCUUAUGAGGAUGGUAUUGGAUCAGCCAGAUCGACUUCCGUCUCUGCAAAUGGAGGUCAGUUGCCAAAUCCUCGAAGAAUCAGCAACGAGGUACAUCACAAUAGGGGACCGGAAAUCAGGAGCCCUUCUAUCACACUGCAUACCUUCCAGAUGGGCCAGUUCUUGGACCACGACCUCAUUGCUACACCGGUCCAAGGAGACGUUGUAGAUUGCUGUUCGUCAAAUGCAGACACUCAAAAUUGUCUGAAUAUCAUAAUAGAAGGAAGAAAUGAUCCAUUUGAACCUAUUUUCACCGAAAACUACUGCAUGGAGUUCCAUAGAUCUGCACCAGUGUUUUGCCCCGAUGCGUUUUCCAAUGGCCAAGGCCGUCGUCAACAGGUCAAUGGAAUCACUUCAUUUAUUGAUGCAUCUAAUGUGUAUGGUUCAUCAGAAGAAGAGUUGGAGAAACUGAGAGAAGCUGGUACAGGUUUUAUGUUAACACAAGAUGGUUUCCGACUCCCAGACAAUCCAGAUCAGACCGCAUGUAAUGCUAACACCGCAGCCGGAGAGUCCUGUAGUCUGGCUGGUGAUCACCGUGUGAAUACUGUACCUUCUUUGGCUGCCUACCACAAUGCUUUCGUUCUUGAGCACAACCGAAUUGCCCGCCUUCUUCAGUCGUCCUACCCAGAUCCGGACACUCUUUUCCAGGAAACCAGAAAAAUCAUCAUCGCUAUCAUGCAGAAGAUUGUUUACGAUGAAUUUCUCCCGUCCUUCCUUUCAUCAACGGCGCUUGAAAAGUAUAAGCUGUUGAGUAGUCAGUCGUACGAAUAUGACCCGUCCAUCGACGCUACCAUUUCAAACAGUUUUGGUAUUGCAUACAGGAUGGGCCACACGUGGAUUCCACGUGAUAUGUCCUUAUUUGGACGCAAUCUUCGACCAAUCAACAUGCGUUUUGAUACUGACGCCACCUACAAUGAUCCCUUCCUGACAUACGUCAGCGGCGAUCCAAAUGGCAUGGAAGGUUUAGCAUAUUGGUUGUCCGGUCAGAAUUCCCCAGAAACUGACAGGAUCGUGGAAGAACAAGCUAGAAGCCGUCUUUUCAUUGACCGUGCCAACAAUGUUGCCUUCGAUCUUGUCUCUUUGAACAUUCAACGUGGCCGUGAUCACGGACUGAAAUCUUACACGGAAUUCCGUGCAAACUGUGGACUGUCGACUGUUUCAGCGUGGUCAGACCUUGUAGACCAUGAUAACGACAUGAUUACCAGAUUCCAGUCGGCUGGAUACCAGUCACCUGAAGACAUAGAUUUAUUUACUGGAGCGCUGACAGAAACACCUGUAGAAUCAAGUACAGUUGGUCCAACAUUGGAUUGUAUUCUUGGUGAUCAAUUUAUGCGUCUGAAGUUUGGGGAUAGGUUCUGGUAUCAAGGAGCUGAUGCAGGGCUAACUCAGGCCCAGCAAGCAGCUAUCAGAGGUUAUACCUUGUCUAGGAUUAUGUGCGAGGUGUACAACUUUAACCAGGUUCAAUAUCCUAGUGCUUUCAUUGCUACCGAUGCAAGGACCCGAUGCCGAGAUAUUCCAGCUUUAGACAUUGACGUGUUUAGACCAGCCACAACUACCACCACAACUACAACCACCACCACUACUACCACCACUACAGCUGCCCCAUCUGUGCAACCUCCACGACCCCCACCUAACAACAACCGUCUCCCUGGAAACAGACCACGCCCUGGUAGAACAUUCAAUAAUGUUCUUGCUGAAUUACUCCGUGAACUUGAGGAGAGAGACCAGCAGAAAUAGGUCACGAAGAAACCAUGGUUAUAAAACUGAGUAACUGAGAAACUAUAGAAUUUGAUUGGCUUUUAAUGACUUAAUUCUGAAACUGACAAUUGGAAAGUCAACAUUCUAAAACUGGUGCCCAUGCUUAGUGUUAUUACCUCGAAUUAUUGACUAUAUUUUUUCAGCAUUUGAUUGUUUAUCAGGAUAUGAUGGAAAAACUGAUAAUUUUAGAGAUUAGCUGUAAUGUGUGGAUGCAAAUGGUCAGACAUACAUUCCACUCGCACUAUAAAAUCAAGACAAACCAGUUCGAGGCAUAUGUCCAGUACGAGAUAAAUGAUAUGCUCGUUUUUUUCAAAUGCCAUUUGAGCCAUGCCAUGAGAAAACCAACAUAGUGGCAUUGCGACCAGCAUGGAUCCAUGCUGGUCGCAAAGCCACUAUGUUGGUUUUCUCAUGGCACGGCUCAUUUACUUUUGUACAUAUACCUAUUAAGUGACCACAUUACACAAGUCGGAUAUUUUUCAAACGGUUAAAACCAGUUUACGAAACAAAAAUCAUUUGCUUUAUUUUUGGAUAUUUUCUUUUACUUGAAUCAUAUAGAUAUUAUUCUUAUAUUCACUUUUAUUAUCAUAUCGCAAGAAAUUGUCGCUAUAAUGAAUUUAACUGCAAAAUUUUAAAUCUUUUUGUGAACAGAGAAGUAUAUCAAGUUGUUUCAUUGAUUGUUACCUGAUUAUAGCUCUACUUUUUACAUUUUGUUGAGUUUAAAAAUUUAAUAUUUUACUAUUUGUUACAUUGAUACAAAACAUCUUAUGAUACUUGUUAAGAUUACAAAAAGGUUAUUGUUGAUCAAUUUGAAAUAUGUAGAUGAUAUACUCUCAUAAUUACGUUAAUGUUUUUUCUUUAAUGAAUUAAGUUGCUUCAUAAAGAGAUCAAUAGAAAAGAGGUGUUCA